This is a messenger RNA of Myodes glareolus (Bank vole), 2582 nucleotides long. NCBI's taxonomy places the organism in Eukaryota, Metazoa, Chordata, Mammalia, Rodentia, Cricetidae. The record is from RefSeq and is a predicted model, not a curated record.
UCGGCCCCCGAGUGUAAGGGUGUGGGAGAGCUUUAGCCAGAGCUGUGCCGAUUUCAGAAGCGAGUACCUCUCUCCCUCCCCAAUUUAUAUCAGCAGAAAGAAGCAUGAUAAGAACUACUGACCACAAUACUACAGGUUGUUGCUGAGACGCCAGUGUGGAGACGCAGGGAUCCUGAACACGGAGUUCCUGCUCAGCAGCUACAGGGCACUCAAGGCCUGCUCGUCGGUCUCCUAACAGAGCUUUAGUUUUGACUCCCGGGACAGAAAAGAUAAAACAAGAAUUUGAUCUAAAAUUCCGCAUAAUACCAUGAGUCCGAUAGGAACGGAAAGGAAGCAAGAUCAGGGGAAGUCAUUGUACGGAAGAUAGAGUUGCACGAUAAGAAAAAACACUAAAUGACUGUGAAGCUCUGGUCAUUUGCUGAGUUCUGAGAACGUUGGUGUGAGUGUAGCCAAAGGAAGCAAGCAGACAGACAAAUGCAGGUCUGUUGUUGGCCAUACUGUGGCAAGAGUGGCAGUUGGUGAGACGGUCUGCAGCCCAGGAAGAACUGCAGUUGUGAAACAGGAAUCCCACGCGCCUGGCAUCUAACUAGAAUUGCUUGACAAAGGAUGAUGGAAAAAAUCCUGCAGAAGUUAGAGGCCCUGGAUGAGGAUGCACGGAUCCUUGCAGCCAUCCGAGCAAAGAAAACCAACAUUCAGCUUGAACAAAGGAAAGACUUUUUGACCACACCCCUGCUGUUCGAUCUUCAUAUGGAAUCUGAGGGCACCGCUGCUCCAUCUGUGCUUAAGACCGGAACAGAGAUCAGAGAAGAUAAGUCAUGUGGCCCUAAGAAGUCAAAAACGCACGUAUCUUUCAAACGUACGCCUGAACACAGAAGUGACUUUAAAGAGUCAGAUUCAUCUGCUCUUGCCACAGCUGCAAACUAUGAAGAAAGACCAAAAGAAGAGAAUCUAAAACCGAGUCCUAGAUCUCUUCAUUUUCUUAAGGAUAAAACUGAGGCAGAAUAUGCAAAGCCCUUGUGUGUUCUACAGUCUGAGCCGAGGAAUCAGUGUAAAAGAUCAUCAGAGUCUUCAAUCCUGUAUCCCACACCCGCCAACCAAUCCGAUGCUAGUAAGAAGGAGAAAGUCUCUACUCCAUUUACAGAUAAAAAUGGAAACAGAGCUAAGAAGUCCAUGUAUUCUACAGACCACUCAGCAGAUUCUAUUAAAGAAGGGAGAACGGAUCAUGAUUUUACGGCAAAAGAAAACGAGUCAGUCAGAGAUAACCAAGCAACGUCACCUCGCCCAGCAAAGCAGAACAUCUUACUCCCCUUGCACGUUGAGGACGUAUUGAAAAAUCCCAUCAUCAAGACAAUUGACCUUGGUCCAACAGAGACCGUGCUUUAUUCCAUGGACACUGAGACAGUGCCAACUAUAAAGGACACACCAGGAACCGAACCCAUUCCACCUUCAAGUCUGGACUUUGUGCCCUUCAAAGCUGAGGAAAGUCACACAAAUCCAAUAAUUUUCCAUGACACAGCAUAUAUAGUGAGGUUCCUGACAAAAAGGUUCACUCCCUAUGCUAUGACAUACACAAAAAAGAAUGUUGUUCUAGAAAAAAACUGUGAAAUGUUUAAAGCUUUGCUUAAUGAUAAACCCAGUGCUGUGUCUAAGCCUCAAAGAACUAAGCCUGCAACACAUUACAAAAGUCUGCAGUUCUUCUCUACCGAACGGGUGCAAAAGAGUAUAAAGGAGAAACGAAAGAAGAAACAUGACAGUCUGAUUUCCAAAAAGAGAUCCCCGGACACACUUUAUAAUUUAUCCCGAACCUUCUCGGGCUUAACCAAAAAAAUCGUGGGUUACUUUGAUAAGGAUGUUAUUGAAGAAAAGAGCGCUAAGGCAGGUGGAUCUCAAAGACAGUUUUCCAAGGCAGGUGGAUCUCAAAGACAGUUUUCCAAAGUAAAACCACCACACACACGCAAAUUCACCACCUUACCUAUCAAGUAUGACUCAAAGCCUCUGAAGAAUAUACUUGAAAUCCAUAAACUAAACAACAUAACCCCACUAGACAACCUGAUAAGCUGGGAAGUCAACGGCUCAUGAGGAACCGUUUAUGCUGCACUAUUAAAAAAACAAGAACCGAGUUCCAAGAUCACAGAAGAAAUUCUUAGCUGAUUAUUAGUGUUCUGAUGGAUGAAGUACACAAAUCUGCAGUGGUCUGUUUAGGAUCAGUCAACAUCGUUAGCUAACAUAAGGAUGGAAUUAGAGAAUUAGCAACAAGAGAGACUCAUUUAUGACUUAGUUUUGGUUGUCAGCCUAGCUUUUAGUGGUUGAGCCAUUUCUUGCUCAUGGAUUAUCUCAAUUAUACUUAUCAGACAUCCCUGUUGGCUACAGGCCAUUCUCAUUCAGUACCAGCUACGGAGUGGAUUGGUGAAAAAGUUGCUGUAGGAAGUCAAAAGACUUCAACAAACAAAUGAUUGACUGUCAAGACAGAUGUAACGUUAAUUUGCUGAAUAUGGAAUCAAUAGUAGGUCAGCAUCUUAGAGACUCAUGGGGAAACAAUGCCACAUAAGGAAUGUAUGUGAUUAAAAAGAUUUCAUAAAACC